Messenger RNA from Zerene cesonia (dogface butterfly), 1859 nucleotides. RefSeq names its product polycomb protein EED-like (gene escl). The coding region runs from base 147 to 1382 and encodes 411 amino acids. Gene Ontology annotation, biological process: negative regulation of transcription by RNA polymerase II. Lineage: Eukaryota; Metazoa; Arthropoda; Insecta; Lepidoptera; Pieridae. The record is from RefSeq and is a predicted model, not a curated record. Gene Ontology annotation, molecular function: protein binding; nucleosome binding. The transcript has 7 exons. Gene Ontology annotation, cellular component: ESC/E(Z) complex.
AGUGACGUUUAGGACGCCACCGCCAGCUGAUUGUUUUGUGGACUGAGAUAAUUUAUUAUAUUAUUUUGAUUUUAAGGCCAAAGUUGUAUUAAACACCCUUCUUUCUUUAUCUUAAUAGGUGUAUUAUAACAAAAGGUGGUUAUAGCAUGAAUUUCUCAGACAAUGAAGCUGACGAUACAUCCAGUGUCGAAAGUACUUCAAACACAGAUAAUACCUCUCGAAGUGAGACCCCAACAAAUUCUCGUGUUAAGAAACGCAGACGUGGAAAGAAAAAAACAACAAAGCCUGUGAAACCACCUUAUAAAUUUAAUUGUAGUGCGAAAGAAGAUCACGGCCAGCCUUUAUUUGGCUGUCAAUUUAAUCAUCAUCUGGGAGAAGGUGAACCUCAGAUCUUUGCAGUUGUCGGUAGCAAUAGAGUGUCGAUAUAUGAAUGCCCUGAGUCUGGAGGAUUCAAAUUCCUUCAGUGUUAUGCUGAUCCUGAUGUGGAUGAAACAUUUUAUACAUGUGCUUGGUCAUAUGAAGAAGACACAAACCUGCCUCUUCUGGCGGUUGCUGGUUCCCGUGGUAUCGUCCGCAUCUUCCAUCCAGCCACACAAACAUGUAUCAAGCAUUAUAUUGGUCACGGCCAUGCUAUUAAUGAAGUUAAAUUCCAUCCAAGAGACCCGAAUCUCCUUUUAUCAGCAAGCAAGGACCAUGCACUGCGUUUGUGGAACAUUAUGACUGAUGUGUGUAUUGCAAUUUUCGGAGGUGUAGAAGGUCAUAGAGAUGAAGUAUUGAGUGCUGACUUUGAUUUAAAAGGGGAAAGAAUCAUGUCCUGUGGUAUGGACCAUUCGCUAAAGUUGUGGAGGCUCGAUAAACCAUCUAUGCAUGAAGCUAUCAAGCAAAGUUAUAACUUCAACCCACAUCGGGCGUUGCGACCUUUCAAUUCUUUAAAAGAACACUUUCCUGAUUUCUCUACUCGUGAUAUACAUAGGAAUUACGUGGAUUGUGUUAGAUGGAUGGGCGAUCUCAUUUUAUCUAAGUCAUGUGAGAAUGCCAUAAUCUGCUGGAAGCCUGGUAGACUUGAGGAUACGGAAUUGCGUCCUGGAGACAAUUCAGUGACAAUAGUCCAUAGAUUUGAUUAUAAGGAAUGUGAGAUAUGGUUCAUUAGAUUUGCUGUUGAUUACAGCCAAAGGGUGAUAGCGUUAGGCAACCAGUGCGGCAAGACUAUGGUGUGGGAGCUGGGCAGCGUGGCGGGCGGCUCGCGCGUGUCGCAGCUCGUGCACCCGCGCUGCGUCGCCGCCGUGCGGCAGGUAACAUUGUCCAGGAACGGCAGAGUUCUUCUGACUUGCUGCGACGACGGGACCAUAUGGAGGUGGGAUCGAGUCAACAAUACAAACUAGCUAAUUAGCAACUAAAGACUUAGUGUUAGAAUCUAAAGAACAAAUUAAUGCACUUGAGAAUGAAUUUACUCAGAAUAAAUAUGUGAUUAAUAUUUUAUUUGUGCGUAGCACGUGAAUUUCAGCUCGAUUGACAACAAUCUCUUUAUGUUAAAUUGUGAUAAAGUAAACUACUGCCAGCUUGGUGCUUAGGUUUCUUGUAUAAAAAUGCUAGUACAAAAAGACAUUAGUCAUAAUUUUGUACGACCUAGUUCGCUAGUAUUUGUAAUGACCUGAAGAGGUUACGGUGACGUCUCCAAGCAGUACUAAUUCCAGUGGGGGAAAAAGACCGAGCUAUAUAUGUCGUCUAGCUAUCAUUCUCUAGUGGAAUUAGUACACCUUAAAAACGUCACGACAACCAUAUAUAAUAGUUACAUUUAUGUAAAACAAAAUAAUUUUAAGAUCACGAAUAAAGACUGGUUUUAGCCCAAUAGUCAAGUA